GGGCUCCCAGGGUGGCACGCGGGAUGCGCGUUCCUGGCGCAGGCCGGGUUCAGUCGCGGCUCCCGAACGCUUCCGCUGAAGGACAGGCGGCAGAGCUCGAGCACCCGGCAGGACUGCGUAGGGCGGAAUCUCACAGAUUUCUGCUCACAAAUCUGAGACCUUUUCCCAAAAAGGCACCAAUAUCGACAACGACCUAGGGGAAGGCAAGGCUCGGGCCCUCGCCCGGCCCUGCCCACAGCCCCCGCGGGCUCCGUGAACCCGCGCCUGUGAGGGUGUCAUUGCUCCACAGAAAAAAAUGCAUGGUGGUGGGAGACAUGCGUCAGAGAGGACCCUAUACACAAAGCUCUUACAAAUCGAUGAUCUAAAGCGAACAAUCUAGUAGGAAAAGCAAAUGAAAACAGAAAUGGCGAUGCUAUCGAUGGGCAGUUUGCUUAAAGAUAAAUAACAUUCUGGUGAGGGUCAGAACAGUGAGAGCCUUUUCCAUUUCCCUAAGCAGCCCCAUAGCACUUGCGCCGGGGGAGCAGGAGGGGGCAAGAGAGCAGACAGAUCCGAGCACUGUUGUUGAAGCUAAUUUAGCCAAAUCUCCCUAAAAGAGUGUGCCUGAUACUUCAGUCCAGCGAGUCUUCCGCUGGAGAUUCGCUUGGGAACACCCCUACCUAAGUCCCCAGACCGGCCCGGGUAGGGACAGCUACUUUUCCUCUUUGUCUGUGGAACAGCCAGCAGGUGCAAAGGCCCAGAAGCUGGAAGGUUGCCAUGGGGAAGGAAGGAGGUGAGGAAGCCAGCCUUUGCCCUCUUCUCCCCCCACCUGCCUAAUGGAGGGAGUAUGCAAGCCGGGACAGUCAGAUCCCAAGAUAGGAAAUCCCACAGCCCCUAGGGCGUGCGUCCCACUUCCAUCCUGCUCCCCAGCCAGCGUCCAGAUCAAAGGCGGACAGUGUCCGGGAAGCCGCGGGGGAGCGCAGGAGGCGGGGCGGGCGGCGCCGAGAAACAGCGGCUGCGGGCAAGCGGCGGGAGCCAGGGACGCGAAGCCGGCCGCCACCGCCGAGCAGCCCUCCGGCCGCCCGACAUUCGCUCCUCCGUGCGUCCUCCGCGGAUCCGCGGCGGGCCGGCGGCCGAACCCAUGCAGCCGCGUAGCGAGCGCCCGGCUGGCAGGACACAAAGUCCGGAGCACAGCAGUCCGGGGCCCGCGCCCGAGGCGCCGCCGCCGCCACCGCCACCGCAGCUGCCAGCAUGAGAUGAGUGAGAGCCGUCAGACGCACGUGACCCUGCACGACAUUGACCCUCAGGCCUUGGACCAGCUGGUGCAGUUUGCGUACACGGCCGAGAUUGUGGUGGGUGAAGGCAACGUGCAGGUGAGGCUGCCUCACUCUCCUCAUCCCUGUACCUCCACCCUGCUGCAUCUCCUGUGCCACUCCCACCCCUUCAGUGCCUCACGUCCAGUUUCUCUGUCCUUGCUCCCCGGUCCUCUCUCCUGCUUUGUUGCACAGACUCUGCUCCCGGCUGCCAGUCUCCUGCAGCUGAAUGGCGUCCGUGACGCCUGCUGCAAGUUCCUGUUGAGUCAGCUCGACCCCUCCAAUUGUCUGGGCAUCCGGGGCUUCGCCGACACACACUCGUGCAGCGACCUGCUCAAGGCGGCACACAGGUACGUGCUGCAACACUUCGUGGACGUGGCCAAGACCGAGGAGUUCAUGCUGUUGCCGCUGAAGCAGGUGCUGGAACUGGUCUCUAGCGACAGCCUGAACGUGCCUUCAGAGGAGGACGUCUACCGUGCUGUCCUGAGCUGGGUCAAGCACGACGUGGAUGCCCGGAGGCAGCACGUCCCUCGGCUGAUGAAGUGUGUACGCCUGCCCCUGCUGAGCCGGGACUUCCUGCUGGGUCACGUGGAUGCCGAGAGUCUGGUGAGGCACCACCCGGACUGCAAGGACCUGCUCAUCGAGGCCCUCAAGUUCCACCUGCUGCCCGAGCAGAGGGGCGUCCUGGGCACCAGCCGCACCCGGCCCCGCCGCUGUGAGGGUGCUGGUCCUGUGCUCUUCGCUGUGGGUGGUGGAAGCCUGUUUGCCAUCCACGGAGACUGUGAAGCAUACGACACACGCACUGACCGCUGGCAUGUGGUGGCCUCCAUGUCCACGCGCCGGGCCCGGGUGGGUGUGGCAGCAGUUGGGAACCGGCUGUACGCCGUGGGCGGUUAUGAUGGGACUUCAGACCUGGCCACCGUAGAGUCCUACGACCCUGUGACCAACACCUGGCAGCCCGAGGUGUCCAUGGGCACGAGGCGCAGCUGCUUGGGUGUGGCUACCCUGCACGGGCUCCUGUAUGCAGCUGGUGGCUACGAUGGGGCCUCUUGCCUCAACAGUGCUGAGCGCUACGACCCCUUGACGGGAACAUGGACGUCCAUCGCCGCCAUGAGCACCCGGAGGCGAUACGUGCGCGUGGCCAUGCUCGAUGGAAAUCUGUAUGCGGUGGGCGGUUAUGACAGCUCGUCGCACCUGGCCACCGUGGAGAAGUAUGAGCCCCAGGUGCGAAAUGUCCCCAGCCACAUCCCCCUUCUGUGGAGCUGUGCGAGGUCACCACUCUCCUGGCCGCCCCCACCCAUCAUCUGUAUCCAUCCUGUCCCACAAACACCUGGCCACGGGGUAGAGGUCUGCACGCUAGGUGGGGGGCUGCUAGUGGUGGGUCUGCCCCCAGCCCUCCCUCUGAUGCAGGUUAACUCGUGGACGCCCGCGGCCUCCAUGCUGAGCCGGCGCAGCUCUGCGGGCGUGGCGGUGCUGGAGGGGGCCCUCUACGUGGCCGGCGGCAACGAUGGUACCAGCUGCCUCAACUCCGUGGAGAGAUACAGCCCCAAGGCAGGCGCCUGGGAGAGUGUGGCGCCCAUGAACAUCCGAAGGAGCACACACGACCUAGUGGCCAUGGAUGGAUGGCUGUUUGCCGUGGGGGGUAACGAUGGCAGUUCCAGCCUCAACUCCAUCGAGAAGUACAACCCAAGGACCAACAAGUGGGUGGCCGCGUCCUGUAUGUUCACGCGGCGCAGCAGCGUGGGCGUGGCGGUGCUGGAGCUGCUCAACUUCCCGCCACCCUCUUCGCCCACGCUGUCUGUGUCGUCCACCAGCCUCUGACCCGUGGCGCGGCUGCACAGAGGCCGACCUGUGGCCUCCCACGUGCCUUAAGCCCCCCAGGGCCCAGCGCCUCCCUCCGCCAUGCGUGGGGCGGGGCUCGGCCCCUACCAGGGGCAUCCGGCGCUGUCCAGUCUCCAUGUGUCCAGCCGGCCCGUUUCUGUGUUCCUUCCUCAGUGCUUGUGUGUGUGUGUGCCAUUUAUUCGUUUAUUUAUUGAUUGUCGGGGCUGCAACUACCAGUUUACACAUUUACUGUUGAAGUGUCCUGUCUCUGGGACCAGGCUGCCCUCCUCAGCAUCCUCCCACCAUGCUGGGGGACGAGGGGAUGGCCACUGGCAUUGCCCAUGGGGGAGGGACCAACGUGGACUCUGCAGACCUGAAGGGACUGACAGGUGAUGCCGAGAGUGGUUACUGGGGCUGGAGGGCGGGGGGGAAGGGGGGGCUUUCUGAACAGGUGCAGACCCCCGAGCCUGCGCUUUGCACACCACCCUUGCCUCACCUAGCCAGGCACGCUCUUGGGGAGAGCACAAAUUGGGCUUCCUUCCCUUGGCUGUGGUGUCUUUUCUGGAUCCUGCACUGAGCUGGGCACAGACCACUGCAGACCCCACACAGCAAUAUGAGCCACUUGAACAAUAAACGUGUUUCCUGGGCUCUGUGGGCCUGUG
This is a messenger RNA of Sus scrofa (pig), 3772 nucleotides long. The record is from RefSeq and is a predicted model, not a curated record. NCBI's taxonomy places the organism in Eukaryota, Metazoa, Chordata, Mammalia, Artiodactyla, Suidae.